Messenger RNA from Aspergillus sclerotioniger CBS 115572, 963 nucleotides. RefSeq lists its product as uncharacterized. The record is from RefSeq and is a predicted model, not a curated record. The coding region runs from base 216 to 632 and encodes 138 amino acids. The transcript has 2 exons. NCBI's taxonomy places the organism in Eukaryota, Fungi, Ascomycota, Eurotiomycetes, Eurotiales, Aspergillaceae.
CAAAAUCCGUCCUUUUCCCUGGUCUUGAGAAUCGCAAUGGGGCAAUGAGUUUCAAAACACGGGCUGAAUAAGCGAUGUGAGCCUAACGAAAGGUUCUGCGCAUUGAGGCAGUCAGCCUGCUCCAUUUCUCCCUUCGACUGUCGUGAGACUUGCUGCCUGGGAUUGCGCCCCUUGACGAACGAGUUUCUAAAUACCUACAUCUUACAUUGUCUAUCAUGACGAGCGACAUUGAAGGUUACGCCAUUCGGCGUAACAGCUCCUGUCUCAGCGACGAAGUGGGUUGCGGCAAGACUUGGGAUAACUGGCACGCCUGCUGCCCCCACGGGUCUUACUGUCCCGGCUCGAGGUAUUCGGUCGCAAACAACGUCUGUUGCCCGAGUUGGACCGACUGUACGGCCGACAUUGAUCCCCCGGCAUGUGCAAACAGCACGUGGAAUAUGUAUAACUACACUGGAUAUUUCUGCUGUUCGAGUGAUCAAAGCGGCUUUAUGCUGAAGGGAACUGAUUGGGUGGGCUGUUUGGACCCUGACUCGCCGGGAAAUGCCAGUUACAGCGCACUCAAAUUGAUAAGUUACGGUAGAGUUUCAUUCAACCGUGGAUUGACGAACAGUGCUGACGUUUGCUUAUGCUAGCUACCUCGACUGCGAGUACAACAUCGACACCGACGGCGACAUCUACCUCAAACUCUACAGCAACUACAACCUCGGCUACCUCGGCUACCUCGGCUCCAACUUCAGACAGUUCAUCACAUACCAACACUGGCGCUAUAGCAGGUGGUGUCGUGGGUGGUGUUGUUGGGGUAGCUGUCAUUGCCGGGAUUCUCUUCUUUUUCAUGAGACGUUCAAGGAAACCAGAGCCGCAGCCACAGCAGCAGGGUCUUGUUCAACAAUACUCGCAGUAUAGCUAUGGUGCAGAACCAUUAUCAACUCCGAGCGAGCUAGAUGGUCACCCGGUACCAGCAGA